This is a messenger RNA of Tauraco erythrolophus (red-crested turaco), 2143 nucleotides long. Lineage: Eukaryota; Metazoa; Chordata; Aves; Musophagiformes; Musophagidae. The record is from RefSeq and is a predicted model, not a curated record.
GGCUGCUGGAGAAAGAUUAUUGUGGAUGACACUAUGCCUUUCAAUGAAGAGGAUAAUUUGUUACUGCCAGCAACAACCGAACAAACUGAACUUUGGUCAAUGUUGCUAUCCAAAGCUAUCAUUAAGCUGGCAAAUACUAGUAUACAUGAAACUGGAAAAAGAGAGCUGGAGGAAUUUACAGUUCUACAUACACUGACUGGAUGGAUACCAGAAGUUAUUCCUCUCAAGCCUGGAUACUUGGACAAAGUCUGGGGCUUUCUGAAAGCGAUUGUGCCAGAAUUCAAGUUGCCAAAUAAGAAAACUCCAGAACUUGGUAUUCCUCAGUCAGAUACAAAACCUAGAGAGACCAAAGUCUCAGAGUUAAAAAAUGAAGUUUCAUCUGUGAAUAAGCUGUCUGAUAAACCUGAGAAAGCUGAUAAAAUUAGCAAAGAAAAAGCAGGGCAGAGAGAAAUCGGAAAGAAAAGCAGAGAAGGAGAAAAAGAGAAAAACAAGCUACCAGUUCAGUCUUCACAAAUGUUGGCAGAAGCCCAAUAUUGUCUUCAGGCCUUAACUGAAAAAUCUUCUGUGGCAACCCAGCCAGAAAUGGUCGUGUAUGCUGGCUGUAUACCACUACAUUUGUUUGAAGAGGAUAUUUUUUCAUUAGGGCGGAUGGCUGAUUCCUCAGAGAAGCUGAGGCAAUAUGGACUUUCCCACAUAUAUAGCCAUCCUGUCCUGAUUACUAGAACUAGGUCCUGUCCUCUGGUAGCACCUCCACAAUCCCCACUAGUUCCUUGUUGGAAGCUUUUCCGUCAGAAAAAGGAAACUGUUGCAACAUCUGAACCUCAAGAGCCUGUGGUAACAAAACCUGAAGAAUAUGUUGAGAUUGCUAGCCUGUUUUUGAAUUACAAAUUGAAUCUUAUCACAAUACCCACAAACAUCCAUUUUCCACAGUCUACCAUCAAAAAAGGAUUUCAUUCCAUAUCCUGUCUCCCUUCUGUUACUGAAAGUGAUGAAAAUGUGAGUUACUGUAAUGUGGAAAUGAAUCCAAGUGGGAGACACUCAAAUGCAGAAGAUUAUUCUCAGGAGACCACUCUCUUCCGGCAGCAAAAUGCAGAGAGAUCCAGUAAAGAAGAAUUACAUGAAAAUACCAGUUUUGAUGCAAAACGAAUGUCAGAAACAGCUGAUACUGAUAUGAACAGCCAGAUGGGGGAUAAAUCAAAAGAAGAAAUCGAGUCAGAAAGGACUUCUGUUUCCAGGGAAACUUGGAUUAGCUUUGAAGACUUCUGUGUUUGUUUCCAGAACCUGUAUGUUUUCCACAAGCCACAUACAUAUGCUUACAACUAUCAGAAGACAGAUUUUAAGUCUACUGAUGCUCGAGUCUUCUACUAUUUACUUGUGGACAGUCUGAUGCCCAUUGAAAUCCUGGUUAGCUUUUCUGCAUUAGUACACUGGGAUGAUACUGGAGGUACUAAACAAGCACGUUCUAGUAUUUCAAAGGGUGUGCUGAUGGUUGAACGUUUCUCUUGGAAAUGUCUGACUCCCAGAGAACUUGUGUUAAAGAUGCAUACAUCCGCAACCAAAGCUACUGUGUUAAAUCUUCCUGUUGGACGACAUAUAUUGCUCUUCUCAGUAAGCUCUCCCAUAGGGCACCAUAUUCAUCUGUGUAGCAUGGUGCCAUGCGUCUUUGGAGAUGAGGAUACUGUGAUGCCAGCUCUUGAAAAGGAGAGCUACCGGUUUAUAGAACAGGCUACAACUAUCCUGAAAGCUGUUGGAAAUGUGAUAAAUAAUUUCAGCAGUGAGCCUGAACUUUCUAAAGCCUUGAAGGAGUUGCAACUAACUCACUGUCCUCCUGGCCUCCGCGGUACGGGAAUGGUUGAAGAACACUUCAAGGUUUUCAAUAGUGCAUUUUGGUAUUUGAUCAAAUAUGUAUUAGGCAAGAAGGCUCCUUACAGCUAUAAAUUUGCCUUCAGGUCCUUCACUUUGGAUUUUAAAGGGUCUGAGGUUUCUGAGGAUGACACUGUGUCUUCAGAGAGUUGUGAGAACAAUUCCCUUAGUCGUUGGCAGAACCGAACUUCCGCUUCUGAAGAAGAAGCAGCAGCUCUUAAACUUCAAGCCAUCUGGAGAGGGACCUAUGUUAGGAAAGUACUGAACAGCAGAAAACCAG